Molecule: messenger RNA, 1248 nt
Organism: Paramisgurnus dabryanus
Lineage: Eukaryota; Metazoa; Chordata; Actinopteri; Cypriniformes; Cobitidae
Source: RefSeq, a predicted model, not a curated record
UGCUAUCUAUGGCAAAUAUUCAUCCUAAAUAGUUUAAUAUUUUAGUUGUUUCUUCAAAGCUGAUUUAUUUUGUAGCUGAGGAUUUUUCUCAAAAAACACUAAGUUCCUCAAGAAAACAAGCAGCUUCUUAAUAUGAAAAUUCUGGUUCUUUCUGUAGUAUUGUAUGUAUUUAGUAUUAAUCAAUUAUAUUGAUUUUUACGCCUAAAUAUAAUGUUUGAAAACAUACUUUUGCUACAUGCAAAGCAUUAUAACAUGAUGUGGUUAUUUUGCAAAUGUCUCACUUUAUCUCUCUGCUCACAGAUGGACAACAUGACAUUCAGAUACAACAUACUCUUAAUGGAGGGUAUUAAAGUUACACCUCAGUCCGGCCAUAUUGUCUUUAUUCUUCUUUUGAUUGCAUAUGUAUUAAUAAUGAUAUCUAACAUUGGAAUUUUGAUUCAAAUAUCAACAGAGAAAAGUUUGCAUCAGCCCAUGCACAUUAUUUACUGCAACUUACCACUGAAUGAGAUACUUGGGACAACUGUUAUCAUUCCACGCUUGCUGAAGGAUAUUUUAUUGGAUCCCUCUGCACGCUACAUCACAUACGUGGAGUGUGUUAGUCAAGCUUUUUUGGCACAUUUGUAUGCAACAGUAGGCCAUACUGCGUUGAUAAUCAUGGCAUUUGACAGAUAUGUGGCCAUAUGCAAUCCAUUACGAUACUCAUCGAUAAUGACCAGUAAAAUGAUUGUAAGAUUAACAGCUGGAGCCUGGGGUGUUGCAUUAGUGCUGGUGGGAAUUCUGCUCAGCCUGACUAUACGUUUGUCUCACUGCAGAUAUGUGAUCCAGAAUUCCUUUUGUGAUAAUGCUUCACUAUUUAAACUGUCCUGUGAAAGUGUGGUGAUCAAUAAUGUUUAUGGAUUAACUUUUACUGUGCUUUUACACACCUCUUCAAUGGGGACUAUGUUCAUUACAUAUCUUAAAAUAGCAAUGGUAUGCAUAAAAAGCAAAAACAAAGCAAUAAACAGCAAAGCCAUUAAAACCUGCUCAACUCAUUUGGCUGUUUAUCUAAUAAUGAUGAUUUCUGGAUAUGUCACAAUAUUUCUCCAUCGUUUCCCUGAAUACACAGACAGUAGGAAGACUUCCAGCAUAACCUCUCUUAUAUCUCCAUGCUUGAAUCCCAUAAUAUAUGGUUUCCAAAUUAAGGAAAUAAGACAGAUGAUUUUAAAACUUUUUAAAAGAAAAAAAAUAAUUCAAAUUCAAUGUAAUUAA